Molecule: messenger RNA, 3062 nt
Organism: Odocoileus virginianus texanus
Lineage: Eukaryota; Metazoa; Chordata; Mammalia; Artiodactyla; Cervidae
Source: RefSeq, a predicted model, not a curated record
GGCUGCAGCGGUGCUCAGUGGGUGGGUGGUUUUUCGGGGAGCCCAGACCAGGGGUGCUGGCCCGACCCUGAGAUGGAGCUCAGGGACCCCGAGAAGCAGGAAGAUGGGGAUCCGGAGGAGGACACAGCCACGGCCCUGCAGAGGCUCGUGGACCUGACGGCAGCCAGGGUGACCCCCGUGCGGAGUCUGCGAGCCCGGUACCGCCUCAUCCGAAGGCUCGGCUCCGGCUCCUACGGCCAUGUGCUGCUUGCCCGGCCUCGCCAAGGGGGUCGGGCCGUGGCUCUGAAGCUCCUCCCGCGGGCCUCGGUCUUCAGAACCACCUUCCUGAGAGAGUUCUGUGUGGGCCGCUGUGUGUCGUCACAUCCAGGCCUGCUCCAGACGCUGGCGGGACCGCUGGAGACCCCGCGACACUUCGUCUUCGCCCAGGAGUACGCACCCUGUGGAGACCUCAGUGGGAUGCUGCAGGAACGGGGCCUCCCAGAGCUACUGGUGAAGCGGGUGGUGGCCCAGCUCGCCGGAGCCCUGGACUUCCUCCACGGCCGGGGGCUGGUGCACGCAGACGUGAAGCCCGACAACGUGCUGGUCUUCGACCCUGUGUGCAGCCGCGUGGCCCUGGGGGACCUGGGUCUAACCCGGCCCGAGGGCAGCCCCACCCCGGCACCCCCAGGGCCCCUGCCCUCUGCGCCCCCCGAGCUCUGCGUCCUGCUGCCCCCCGACACCCUGCCCCUGCGGCCUGCCCUGGACUCCUGGGGGCUGGGCGUGCUUCUCUUCUGCGCGGCCACCGCCUGCUUCCCCUGGGACGUGGCGCUGGCCCCUGACCCUGACUUUGAGGUCUUUGCAGGCUGGAUGACCACCAGGCCCCAGCCGCCUCAGCCACCACCCCCCUGGGACCAGUUUGCGCCCCCCGCUCUGGCCCUGUUCCAGGGGCUCCUGGAUCUGGAUCCUGAGACCAGGAGCCCCCCGCUGGUCGUCCUGGACUUCCUAGGAGAUGACUGGGGGUUAAAGGGGAACAAAGAGAGAGCCGGGGGCUUGGGGAGCAUGUCCAGCGAGGGUGGGGAGGAGGAGGAGGAAGAAGGGGCAGCAAGCCUGGAAGAGUGGUCAGAGGAGGAGGACAGUGACAGCGGGGGGAGGACGGGCACAGAUGGGGGAGAGCCCUAACCAGGUGACCAGGACAGGUGGCCAGAGUCCGGGCCAGAGGCCCCGCCCCCAGAGCCCACGGCCACCUGCAGGAAGACAGCUGUGCCCUGGAGAACUGAGAGCGCCCUGCGCCUCUCCCAACCCAAGGCUGUGCUCAGAUGCACGACUCCCCUCCCAGCUGAUGACCCAGGGGUCUGGAACCCCCAGCCCCUCCUCCUUCAGACCCGGGGGUCCAGACCCCCAGCCCCGCCUCCCUCAGACCUGGGGGUCCAGGCCCCCAUCCCUUCCCCUCUUAGACCAGGAGUCCAGGCCAUCAGCCCCUCACCCUUCAGACCUGGGGGUCCAGACCCCCAGCCCCGCCUCCCUCAGACCCGGGGGUCCAGUCCCCCAUCCCUUCCCCUCUUAGACCAGGAGUCCAGGCCAUCAGCCCCUCACCCUUCAGACCCGGGGGUCCAGUCCCCCAUCCCUUCCCCUCUUAGACCAGGAGUCCAGGCCAUCAGCCCCUCACCCUUCAGACCCGGGGGUCCAGACCCCCAGCCCCGCCUCCCUCAGACCCUGGGGUCCAGACCCCCCAGCCCCUCCUCCCUCAGACCCAGGGGUCCAGGCCCCCAUCCCUUCCCCUCUUAGACCAGGAGUCCAGGCCAUCAGUCCCUCACCCUUCAGACCCAGGGGUCCAGGCUCCUGGCCCCUCCUCCCUCAAGGACCCUCUCUCUCCCUUCUGUUCUGUCUCGUCUUCCUGAGAGGAGGUGCCAUGUCUCCCGCACAUGCGUUUCUGCCCCGUGGGGACAUGUUCGGUGCCUGUGGACCUCUGAGCGGUCACUCCUCUCGUCUAAGACCUUAGUGGAUGCCCGCUGACUACGGCUUUCCAAUACCAUGGAACCCUCACCUGCCAUCUCUUCCACUUUCCUGGGCUCUGGGUGAUAUUACAGGAGUCACUCAUCCUUUCUGGACCUAAAUCAACAUAUAUGCACACCCAGGCACACAUGCACACAUGUCCACAGAUGCACAGAUGCACACACGUGCACACAUGUGCAUGCACACACAAAUACAUGCACAUGUGUGGGCACACGAGCACGUAAUGUGCACACAUGGAUACACACAUACACACUCUUUCUCCUGCCUACAGACUUUUGCACACCCAGCAUUCUCCGAGAAUGCCUCCUUUCCAACUCCAGGCCUCCAGGAAGCAGAGCCCCCCAGGGGCCGCUCCCGCUGGCCUGGAGUCCAUGGCACAGUGACCUGUGCCCCCACUUCACAUCUCCCCUCUCGGGCUGUCCGGGAUGCACCUGAUCCUUCUCACCUGCGCAUCCUUUUGGUUUCUCCUCCUGUCCCAAGAGUCUCCUAGGCCAGCUCCCCGAGAGCAUGCAGUCCCGUCCACAGCGAGGACCACGACUGGUCUGCAAGGAUCUCUGCCAGACCCCUGGCCGGCCCCAUGCACCCCCCACAGCCCAGUACACAGACCCGCAGGCAGCGGGUGGCACUGGACCUGAGGCAGCGUCCCCUGUACCCAGCACAGUCACAGCUGCUGGAAGCCUGAUCUGAAUGCUUCCUAGAUUCAACCAUGUGAGCUCCCCACGUACAACGGGCUGUCUGGGACUGAAUCCUGGGACAGAUAAAGGCUGCUGUGGACCUGGGACCAGUCUACCAUUUGACUGACAGUUCCUAUCUUCCUUUGGACAAAUGGACGUGUGGUCGGUGAGGACUCACCUGGUGGUGAGCUGGGGGAAGCGACGUGGGAGCUCAAAGCAGCUGUCUUGUGCAUCCAGAAGUGAUUCUGGGAUAUGGGACUUCCCUGGAGGUCCAGAGGUCCGCCUCCCAACACAGGAGGUGCAGGUUCAAUCCCUGGUUGGGGAGCAAAGAUCCCGCAUGCCUCAGAGCCAAAAAACCAACACAUAAAACAGAAGCAACAUGGUGACAAAUUCAAU